This is a messenger RNA of Labrus bergylta (ballan wrasse), 5808 nucleotides long. The record is from RefSeq and is a predicted model, not a curated record. Lineage: Eukaryota; Metazoa; Chordata; Actinopteri; Labriformes; Labridae.
UGUGUGACAUCUGAAGCCUGGGACGCUGGUGACCAUGCUGUUGGCUCCUCUGUGUUUGCUGCUGAUGCUGGGGGAGCGUGCUCUUGCUGGUGGCUAUCCCCCCAUACCCCAUAUGAAGUACAUGCAGCCCAUGAUGAAAGGGCCAAUUGGACCGCCUUUCAGAGAGGGCAAGGGGCAUUAUGUCGAUAUGCCACCCAUGAUGGAGGUGAAGGGGGAACCAGGCCCCCAAGGGAAACCUGGACCAAGAGGUCCCCCAGGGCCAUCAGGGCUUCCAGGAAAACCUGGACUAGGCAAGCCAGGUCUCAAUGGCCAGCCAGGCCCCCAGGGACCUUCUGGUUUUCCAGGAAUUGGGAAGCCUGGACUAACAGGUCUACCAGGAAAGAUUGGGCCAAAGGGGAUGCCUGGUAUUAAUGGAGAGGUUGGCCCUCGAGGUGAACCAGGUCCCAGAGGUCCUUCAGGGCAGCCAGGACUACCUGGACCAGCUGGUCUCUCUCUGAAUGGGAAACCAGGGCUUCCAGGCAUCAGAGGCCCCGCCGGGUCUCGUGGUGAACCAGGACUUAAGGGUUUAUCUGGCCAACCAGGUGACCGUGGGCUUAAAGGUGAAGAUGGAAACGGGAAACCAGGGCCUACUGGUAUAAGGGGUCCACCUGGUCUAAAAGGAAGUCCAGGACCACCUGGUCUUCCAGGUAUAGGCAAACCAGGACUCAAAGGUUUGCCUGGAUUGCCUGGUCUUAAAGGUGAUCAAGGACCCCCAGGGGAUCUAGGAGAACCAGGGGAGGCUGGGGCUCCAGGUUCACAAGGUUUACCAGGGCCAGUUGGAUUAGGGAAGCCUGGUGUCGACGGACUGCCUGGAGGACCAGGUCCAUUCGGUCCAAAAGGUGAGCCAGGACCAAGGGGUUCUCCUGGCUUUCCUGGGACUCCUGGCUAUGGAAAACCUGGUCUGAGUGGGACAAAAGGAGAUAAGGGCCAUAGUGGAUUGCCAGGUCUCCCAGGGGACAAAGGAGAGCCAGGGAUGGUGGGCCCAAUUGGGGAACCAGGCCUUGAUGGACUAUCUGGACCCCCAGGACUUCAAGGGCCAAUGGGACUCCCAGGAAAACACGGAAUGACAGGACAGAAGGGCGAGUUGGGGCCCCAGGGUCCCCCAGGGCUACCUGGCCUCAGAGGUGACCAAGGGACAAGUGGACCCUCUGGAAAACCUGGCAUCCCUGGGGAAAAAGGCAUCCCCGGGCCUAAUGGUCCUUUUGGAAAACCUGGACCAAAAGGUGAGUCAGGACAUAUUGGCCUACCAGGGAAUCCAGGACUGACAGGUUCUCCAGGUCCCAAAGGUGAGACAGGGUUUAUAGGGACCCCAGGGCCUAGGGGACAGUCAGGCAUCCCAGGUCUUCAGGGCCCUAUGGGACCCAUGGGGCCACAGGGUAUUCCAGGUCAUAAGGGUGAACCUGGACUCACAGGGUCUCCAGGCCUUGGUAAGUUGGGAGAAAAGGGAGCUAUUGGUCCCCAAGGUCCCCCAGGGAAACCAGGCCCUUCUGGGCUUAAUGGUAACACUGGACCACCUGGGCCUCCAGGGCCCCCUGGUCCUCCAGGAAAUGGCCAGACAGUGGUUGCAGGGCCAACAGGUUCACAGCUAGAAGGGGAUGAAGUACCAGGAGACAGGAAGGGGCCUGCGUACAGUCAAGUUCCACUCUCUGCCUCUGUGGCCCCUGCCUUCACAGCCAUCCUCACCACACCUUUCCCUCCGUCUGCCAUGCCAAUCAAAUUUGACAGGACCCUGUACAAUGGGCAAAACGCCUACAGCUCUGCUACUGGCAUGUUCACUGCUCCUUUAUCCGGUGUCUACUACUUUGCAUACCACAUGCACGUAAAGGGAACUAGCCUGUGGGUGGCACUGUACAAGAACAAUGUACCUGCCACUUACACCUAUGAUGAGUACAAGAAAGGCUACAUGGACCAGGCGUCUGGUAGUGCUGUCCUAGAGCUGAAGGAGGGGGAUCAGGUCUGGGUCCAGAUGCCAUCAGAUCAGGCGAAUGGUCUCUAUUCGACCGAGUACAUCCAUUCCUCCUUCUCAGGAUUCUUACUCUGUCCAACAUAACCCCGUCCCCUUUUUUUUUCAAACACGUUCCUGUAUUGGCACCUCAGAGCAGCCCUUAACCUAAAACACCUGCAGCCAUAAUAGAAACACAAAACCCAUAGGAUUCUCAACAUGAUUGCCAUCAUCAUUAUCCAUCUCACCCUCAACAACAUCUGCGAAAGAAAAGAAAAACUCUGUGAAUGGAAACGUUUUUAAAAACAGGGGAAGAAAUUUCAUACUUUGUUAUUUGUUUCAAUGUCCUUCAAAUGUGUGUUUUGGGUUAUAUUUUAUGUCAGUGUUUUUUAGCUUAUAUUAUGUUAAUUAUUAUAUUGUCAUAAUUUUAUUUUUUAUUGCUUGGUCCUCAUCAUCAUCAUUGUUGGAUUCAGACAAUUAUGUGACUUACUUUGAAAUGUGCUAGUGACAAACCCUUCCAUGUGACUGCACAUCCUGCCUUCAUGCUUCAUACGGACAACAUCACCAGACCCUGAUGGGCUCCUGUUGCAGUCAUCCCCCCUCAUGUUCUUAUUAAGGCAGUGAAUGGCAAGUCUGACAUAGCAAUACAACAUACAAACAUACAUAAGCAACAACAAGGCAUUUGGUGCUUUAAUUAGGGAUGUUCCUAGGCAACUAAUUACCUAGUGGGUUAAAUAGAAAUUUAAAUUCAGACUAAUCAAUUAGGCAAAAGGUAAGAAAAUUCAGUGAGAAGUCCAAAUUGAGCGCACUUUUUUUCUUAAUUUUCUGCAGGUAAAUUAUGUUAUUUGAUAGGCAAUGUGUGGCUAAUGUUUUCAGGGCUAGCACCGCCAGCCUUAGGUUCUUCCUGCAAGAUAACAUCCACAUGCCUCUACUAAAUGUGGUUACGCAUUGCUCCAGUCAAUAUGCCAAUUUAACCUGACACAGCAUAUUUCCCUCUAAAUUUUCUAGAUCAAAAUACCGCCAAACUGUGCUGCUUCUACUAGAUGUUACCCCUCCCAUUGUGCUUUUUUUUACAUAUCGGUAGAAAAUGUGGAGAGCAGGCCCAUUAAAUGAAGCAGCAGCCAGUGUAUGGCUUCAGCCCUGGUUAGUGGCGGGUAGAUGUGUUGCAGUUUGAGCAUAACAUUCAAAGGCCGAUAUAUCAAACCAUUUAAAAUAAUGGAUCUUUGUCUUUGGUUAAUUGACUGAAAUGUUAAUAAAUCCUAGAAGUGCAAUGAUCGAAUUAAAAAGAUCUUGCAGUAUUGGAAUUAUUUUAAAUUGCCCAUUUCACGAGCAUAAGGAAUGAAUAUCAUUCAAAACAAUGCCUUAUUGUUACUGUUUGAACAACUAUAAUUGAGGCUGAUAUGUAUGCAUACAGUCAAUGUUUACGAGCCAUAGAAAAGAUACUGAGAGGAACUGCAUAAUGGACAGGAAGGACACAACCAUAGCUGGAUUGAUGGCCUGUUUCACUUUAUUGAUCUAUUACAGGCAACCUACUUCAGACAUUCUGACCAUGACGUCACUGCUUACAAAUGUUAUAUAACUUUGUGAUAAACCAAUCAACGCUCAUAGUGAGAAAUCUGUACUUCCAUGAAAGCCUCGGACCACAUAUACUGUAACAUAAUCUGUGAACAUGCUGUAAACUGGGCUUCAAAAAACAGGGAGGCAGAUGGACUAUAAUAUAAAACAAUCAGUUUUUUCUUCAAUGCAAGAUAAGGCAAUUAAGAGCAAUUCUGAGUCAUUUGUGGUUCUAAAUACAAAGGCCUUUUUUAAGUUCCAGCCCAUUUUGUCCAAACUAGCUAAAUAAUUUUUAAGCUUUAUCCGUGGCUACAGGACUACAUGUUUUAUAACUCAGUAAUGUUAAAUGUGAAAUGAGAAUCAAUCUGCAUAAACUCCAUGAAUAAGUAAAGGGACAGGCAGUGGCCCACAGGUUGUGAAAUACAGGUUGUGUAACAUAUAACAAACUCCUGCCAGAUUUCUGGGAGAGUUGGUGGGCCAUAGGUGAGAGCCAUUUAUUUACUCCUCUGCUGGAUGAGGCAUUAAAUAUACCUUGUGUGUGUGUGUGUGUGUGUGUGUGUGUGUGUGUGUGUGUGUGUGUGUGUGUGUGUGUGUGUGUGUGUGUGUGUGUGUGUGUGUGUGUGUGUGUGUGUGUGUGUGUGUGUAUGAAUACAUGUGCUUGUAUUUUGUAGUACGUGUGCCCUUCUGUUGAUUUAAGUGUGUGAGUAGAUGUUUCACGUUGUCCUCCAAGCAUUGUGGGCAGCCAAGAUAAUACCAAACUUGCUGAAGUUGCAAAAUCUUAGGAAAAGGCUCAUAGUCCUGUCAAUGAUCCACAAUAAAUUUGACUAUAAAGUGUUUCAGUAUCUUUUGGGUUUUAAAAUAAUUUCGCAUACUAUUCUAGUGCCUUUUUAAAGUAAGGGAAAACAAUAUAUAAAAUAGGUAAAUCGUGAAUGUAAUGUAUCGAUUGUGAGAGACAAAAACAAUUGUUUCAUUAUCGUUGCACAAUCAUCAUUAGAAAAUGAUGUUAAAUCAUUAAAUAGAGUUAAAAUACUUGAUCUUAAUACUGAUACUUAAUCCAAUGAGUGGCAAAUUGUUUUUGCAUAACUGAAACUGGUCGAAAUAAUUGAAUAACAUUCUGAUGAAGUGUACCAGAAUGUUUAUGAAUGGUGACAGAAGGGAGGAGCUGUUCAGGUUUGGGCAAAAUCAGUUAAAACAUUUGUGCUUUAGUUACCGAUUCCGUGCCUUUUGAUUCCUAAAUUGAGGAUCCCAGUCAUAUUAAGGCUGCCAGAAUAACAUUAUUACUAAGAUUUUUUGGAGUGCCUUACACCUUGAUGGAGGAGUGGGAGGAUUGUGCCAAAUAUGAUCAGAGCCUGCAAUCAGAAUGAAUGUAAAAUGUUUGACUGAUUUACAGCAAUUAUAAAACAAUUCAUUGCUGCAUGUGUUACUAUAAAACACUAACCUUUUAUAUUUUACUUUGGAAAAGCAGUGCUAGCAUUUAGGUCUCAUCAGUAUAUGACACCCAUGUAAUGCAAACAAUUCGCUUGGCCUUUGCCUCUAAUAACAUGAACACAAUCACAAUGGCCAUGUAUCACUGUGAGUCUGCAAGACAGUCCAAGGCUUGUUAUGUACUGUAUGUUGCCUUUUUUUUGUCGCUAUAUAAUUUUGGACAUAUGAAGCAUGGUGUGAGUUACUUGUCACUAUUACUUUCUGUCCUUGUGUUUUCAUAGACAAUGUCACUUGCUUGCAGAGUUUGCCCCGGGUGCAAAUCAUUGAACAAGUGUCAGUAAGAUCCAUGUACUGUCUGAAACAAAAUAGCUUUUAAGUGUUUUUUGUUCUUUAAAAAAAAAAAAAAAAAAGAUUAAUAAAAAGCCUUGCUUCGGUUAUUAAGGGAUAUUUGUUUGUUUUAGUGUCAGUAAAUACAAACGGCCAUUCCCAUUUGCACAUGAACUAAUGAAGAUGUAUUUAUACAUUUAUGAUAAUUUAAUAGGGAUGCCAAAACCGACCACCGAAGCCGAGAACGUAUAUAUGGUAUUUAACAGCAUUGAUGAGUUAAGAGCAUUUACAACAUUUAGUUAGCAUUCUAGCGUUGUUUGUGAAGGAUUAUUUGUGGACUUUUAUUUUCUAAUUGUGUAAUGUUCUAUGUAUCAACGUAUAGGAUUUUUGUCAUACAAGGCACUCUAUGCAAUAGAAUAUGGGUAUAAAAUGCACUCUUUUUGAUUGAAAUGUUUGUCUGCUUAUACAAAAUCUACAGUACUUGAUUGUAUUGAUACCACAUCAAUAAAAACAUUCUUGUA